AGGGGCGAUGAUGGUUUGACCCAGUAAGUGCACUAACCCAAUAUGCGUGACAUUCGCCGAGCCAGAUGAUACCAUCUGAUCUGAAUAGUGCCACGUCUCUAACAAUGUAAGAGCUGCAGACGUGUGCACACGAUAACAUAUGUAUCGUUCCUCUGCGUAAUGUACUCUUUUUUCCCCCCCUCCCUCCUCUCUCUGUGUAACUCCAUAAUCGCCCAACAAUUUUUCUGUCUUCUUCCCAGACUUUUUUUUUCCAUUUUUCUUUUUUCUUUUUUUUUUCCUUGUGGGCUAAUAAACGGGCCGGCGCUGCAAUUUCGGAAUCUGCCCUUCUCGUAUAUGGCGGACGAAAUUUUCUCAGGAGGAACCGCAACACGAACCUGCGCGAGGCGAAAACGGCGAGCCUGCACGGAGUGGUGCGAGCGUCGGCAAAAAAAAAAAAAAAUAGGAUUCAUCACGCCAUUACACUUUUGUAAAAAUGUAACGCAGCUGAUGCGGAAGGGUGAAAAAAAACGCUCAGGUGAAAAAAAAUUUAACAUUUGGAAUUUCUCAUAACUAAUUCAAUUUUUUUUUUUUUUGCGAGAGCAGUUGUGCAGUCACCUCUGGUCGGGGAGGGAAUAUUUUCUGGAGCGGAGAGCCAGUUUCGCAUGAGCCGCAUCGUUUUUGGAGAAGCACGGGCUCAGAGGAGGCGGAGUCAUGAGUGCACAAGAGGCAACCAACCCCGGGAAGGAGCAGCAGGCGGACGGCGCGAGUGCGGCCGGAAGCGUGGUCCCGAGGACCAAGACCGCAAGUCCGCCAGCCGUCACGAUAAAGAAAGAGCCCGGCACCUCGGAGACGAGUAACGGGAGGGUUGGCGAUGCCAAACCCGCUGAGAUCUGUGUUGUCAUUGGAGGAAAUGACGGAGGAGCAAGUGGAGGUGGAUCCCGUAGAUCUCAGACCGAGGGUAUGUUUGCCCUUGGUACUCCUCCUCCAACGAAGAGCACAGACUCAUGCAUAGGUUCCUAUGUCUGCGGCGUGUGUGGGAAGAAGUACAAGUAUUAUAACUGCUUUCAGACCCACGUCAGGGCACACAGAGAAUCCGAUAAUAUGGUUGCAGACGGCCUCCCCCAGACGCCCAACAUCUUGUCUCCUCACUGUAGCCGCCUUCCCAUAGGUGACAUCCUAAUACCAGAUAGCUUCCGGUACUCCUGUGACAUCUGUGGCAAGAAGUAUAAAUAUUACAGCUGCUUCCAGGAGCACCGUGACCUGCAUGCUGUUGACGAUCCAUAUGAACAGGUCGUGUUACCUGUGGACGGCCUUAAAGAGGAGGAGCCAGUUGAACCCUACCAGAAAAUUGGACCAAAAACUGGAAGCUACGUUUGUGAGUUCUGUGGGAAGCAGUACAAGUAUUUUAACCCGUACCAGGAGCACGUCGCACUUCACACGCCAAUGGGCUCCUUCGAUUUGAAGACAUCACGGUUGCAGGAGUGUGCAAGUAUGGAUAGGAGUAAAUUUGGCCACAGCCAAACUGGCAAGAUCAAAAACAGUCCGUUCAGGCGGAAACUGGAAAGUGCAAUUCAGUCUAGUCUGGUUGACACAAACAGUUCGCAGAAUUCAAGCGGAACUCCGAGCCCUCUGGUGGCCGGUACCUUCUCUACAACCCAGAAACCCUACACUUGUGGUGCCUGUGGCAUCCAGUUCCAGUUCUACAACAACCUGCUGGAGCACAUGCAGUCCCACGCUGCGGACAAUGAGAACCACACGAAAGAGGAGUCUCCCCAAACCACCUCGGCCUCCGGCGCCCAGGAGCAGCUGUGGAGGAGCUCUCAGGCUCAGGCCCUUUCCCCCGUCAAACUACCCAUUCAGCCUCAGAGUCUCCCCCAGAGGAACCACACAGUCAGCCAGAACAACGGACUACCUGAGAAGGAGCGGCAGCAGGUUGCCGAGCGCCUCUUGCGGGUCAUGUGUUCGGACCUGAGCAUGUUGAACGUGCUCAACAGCAAGGACUUCCUGAAAUUGGCACAGACCCUGGUGGACACGGGCGCUCGCCACGGCGCCUACUCCACCCGCGACGCCUUCGGCAACAUGAGUGCCUUGGCGCUGCGUCAGCUGCCCCGCAUGUACAACCAGAUCAAAGUCAAAGUCACGUGUGCCCUCGGCUCCAACGCUUCGCUCGGCAUCGCCGUCACCUGCCACUCCCAGACGUGCGGCCCGGACGCCUGCUACGUCCUCACGGCCUACCAGGCGGAGGGGGCGCGGCUGAAGCGCUACGUGCUCGGCGUGAGGGAGGCGGAGCUGAGGGAAGGUCCCGAGCAGAUCCAACACUGGGUGCAGAACGUGCUGUCCGAGUUUGUGAUGUCGGACAUCCGCACCGUCUACGUCUCCGAGCCCAAAGUGUGGGCGGCAGGAGUGGCGGGAUCCCCGCUCGGCGGCGGCGGGGGCGGCCGCGGCAGGAUAUGCUUGCGGUGCGCGGGCUGUUCGCUCGGCGCCGUCGUCCAGGCCGUCCUCGGGAAGCGCAGCCUCCAGGCCCGGGGCCUCCACGAGCUGGUGGAGCUUCUCUCAACGUGCCGGGAUAUCGCCGCCUCCGCCUCGCUGUCCCUUCGGGAGGACCACUGCGGCAAAACGUCCGCGAGCGCGACGGAGGACGGCGGCAGCACCGCGCAAAGCCCCACCCCGCCGUGCUGGGAGCGUACGGCGGAGGCCCUGCUGCAGGUCCACGCCCACUUUGAACAGAUCUGCGAGGCUUACGGACGCAGUAAGACCACGGCUCCCCUCCUGCAGGGCCUCAACAAGCACCUGCUGGGGACGCUGUCUUGCCUGCUGGCCCCCCUGCGCUUGGCCGCGCUGGAGCUGAGCAGCCAGAGGAGGCCGACCUUACAGCAGGUGCUGCCCGUGUACCUUCGCCUGGAGAAGUUUUUCACCUCCAAAGCGGGGGAGGCUGGAACCGGCACGGCUAGCAAACUCUGCCACUACUUCCUGGAAGCCCUUAAAGAAAAUUUCAAGGUCGAACGCGCCCACCAGGUGGCCAUGAUCCUCGACCCGCAGCUCAAACUGUGCUCAGUGCCGGCUUACCAGCAUGAAGACAUCGUCUCCUGCGCGUGUGAAAUGGCCGCCGAAACCCGGGACGGAGGUAUGACCGCAGGCUCGGGCGGUGAAGAGCGGGAUGCGGACGGCCCGCCGACCCCUAAGAUAAGCCGCGUAGAGGGAGGGGGAAACAACAACAACAAUAACGGCGGCACCUCAAGGGGGUUCUCCUCAUCCUGCACGGGGUCCGGGAACGAUGAGGCUCAGGUCCAGGUUAAACAAGAGAUUUUUCAAUACCUAGCUGAGCCUCUUCUCCAAGGCUCCCCCGACCUCUUCCAGUACUGGGGCUCCGCAGUGAACGAGAAGUUCCCCCGGCUUUCCCGCCUGGCCAUGUGGCUCCUCGCCGUGCCCGCCGUGGGCAUCCGCACGGAGUGCGUGACCGUCUGCGAGCAGAGCCUGGCCAUGAAGAGGAGGCAGCAGGUGACCGCUGAGGAGAUGAACAAGCUCAUCUUCCUCCGCUCCAAUAUGGGCUAGAAGAGAAACUCCACCGACCGUAAUCAACCAAACCUUCACCUCCAACCAAUGACUGAAGACUAUUUAUGUACUGUAGGCGUAGACCAACUGUAAACGUAUGUGUCCGAAACUUCUCAAGGUAUUCAGACGAAACUCCCGUUGUACAGGCAACACAAACUCAAACAAUCGGGUUAGUACAUAUUUUGUUAUUGAGAAAGGUUGUUGUUGAGUACUGUGGACAAAAUGUAGGGGUGGAACGGUAAUUCAAAAGCUUAUUUGGUACACCACUCGCGGUUUGGGAUGCACAUAUAAGCAGGAUCCGUUUCAAUGGUGCCAGCGAUUGGAUUGACUUCCAUCCAAUGAACUGCUAAUAGGCUUUAAUGCUGUUGCUGUUACUGGAUGACAUCAUUUUCAGGUAAAGUCCCCAGUUUUUUUCUGUUUGAAACUACUGUCGUCGACCUCUGAAAACCUACAUCGUUCUUUGGGGGUGACCCCCGAAUAGUCGAUUGUACAACAAUUCAAUAUAAGACUGCUCUUUGUCACAGUCAAAUCGGAGCAGUGGCGGCAAAAUGUGGCAAUGAAAUAGAGGAUCAUUCCUUAAACAACUGUGACAGAUCAUAUAUAUUCAUGAACGUUCUCCAAAAUCAACUUCGAAACCGGGGUUCGCAACGCAACAAGUGUUGGUGUUUUGGGUCUCUUGAGAAUGUCUCUCGGCUUCGCCGUCUUCUCCUUUCUGUCGGUUGAUUGCUACAAUGUGGGAAAUGUAAUUGGGACUGAAAGUUGUAUUCACAGGCGCCAAAAUCGAGCUGGAUGAGAAACCGUUCCUCUGUCAUUACUACAGAAAGCGUAGGAACAUGAAUCUGACAAUACUCCUCAUCAAUCAUUUUCCAUAUCAAGCUGAAAAAAAAGAGGAAUCAAUAAGCAAGGAAAAAAACAGUCGAACAUCAAUCUACCGUCAACCAUCACGGAAUAUUCUUUUUCCGAUAUAAACUGUCAAUACUUUUGAAUUUAUUCUUCAUUCAUCAUUUUAACACACAUCUAGUCUUCUUUAUGUGAGCGAGAUGUUUUCAUUUAUAAAGCGAUACGCUUUAUCAUAUUUUCCAACUUUACCCAUUGAAAAUGACUGGCCUCGUGACACUCCUGGUUAAUUAUUAAUGAUAAAAAAAUAAAAACCCUCUCCAGAUAAACGGGACUUUCUCAGGAAUGAGCGCACCCGAGCAGGCACCUCCACUUUCUCCUCACUUUACCGAAAAACACACCAAACUAACCUCAAUGCCAAAGUACGUACCGGACCGUGACUUUUGUGAAACGUUCCACCCCAAAUACAGUUAGUGCCAUUUGCAACAAAUGAAUGCAUGACUGAGGCUCCAUGGUUUUCAGGAUAAAAGAUUCUGCCAGUAUUAAUAAAAAUCCACUCGUUUUA
Molecule: messenger RNA, 4933 nt
Organism: Gasterosteus aculeatus aculeatus (three-spined stickleback)
Lineage: Eukaryota; Metazoa; Chordata; Actinopteri; Perciformes; Gasterosteidae
Source: RefSeq, a predicted model, not a curated record